Messenger RNA from Paecilomyces variotii, 889 nucleotides. RefSeq lists its product as hypothetical. The transcript has 2 exons. The record is from RefSeq and is a predicted model, not a curated record. Bases 278 to 889 code for a protein of 203 amino acids. Lineage: Eukaryota; Fungi; Ascomycota; Eurotiomycetes; Eurotiales; Thermoascaceae.
CACAACAGCCAUCCGGACAUACAUAGUUAACUGAUUACUUCAGACAGUCUACCUUGUACACAUACAUUAUCAUUGCAUUGCUCUCUGAACUUGCAAGACUGGUUCAUAGGACUGUCUUUGGUUAAGAUCUGUCCAUGUAUUGAGGCUUCCUUCCACACAGUGCGUAAGCACAUUGCAAACUGUCAAUGUACGGCCCAGCUUGCGGAGUAAUAAUACUCAAUCAUUUAUCAAGACAAGAAACGACCUUUUCUGUCCCAAGUGAAGCAUUGCCGGCUACAUGCGGCUCUGGUCCCGGCACUGCGGACCGUCUGGGGAUGCAGCACCGAAGGCCGGGGAAAAUCCGGGGAUUCCAACAAGCGCCCUCGGCCUUCUCUCUCUCUCUCACUCCGCGACACCAGAGCUACUACUAGUACUGAGACAGUCUGAGAGACGUCCAGAAACAACCAGCACCCUAACUCAUCUUGCUGAUCUUCCCGAGACCAGUUCCUCUUUCGCUGUAGACGCAGCGACUCCGUACUACGCUACACGCUUGGCGGCCAAUCAUACCUUCCAGAUCUCGCGACAAAAAUCGAUGGCUCACGAUGGCUCACAAUCGCUCUUACGGAUUGCGGCCAAACGCGCUCGACUCGCACUCCAGACGCCUCGCUCGACGAUCCUGCUUGGUCAUAACUGCCAUUGGACCCCCUCCGCACUUGGCCAAGGCUGGGUUCUGGCGCUUCCCCUCCUUUGGGUCCGCCAAUGCAAUGCCGUGGGAUCUACAAACCAGUCCGAGAUGGUGGUUGCUCCCCGCCGACAGACACCGAGGGACCAAGCGAAAGUUAGAUGCGCUGGGUUUCGUCCAGUCUCCCUCGGGCUUCCUCUCGUCCAUGCCGAGGUGAAUAACCGAUGA